Molecule: messenger RNA, 771 nt
Organism: Bipolaris victoriae FI3
Lineage: Eukaryota; Fungi; Ascomycota; Dothideomycetes; Pleosporales; Pleosporaceae
Exons: 5
Coding region: 1-771 (256 amino acids)
Molecular function (GO): oxidoreductase activity, acting on the CH-OH group of donors, NAD or NADP as acceptor
Source: RefSeq, a predicted model, not a curated record
AUGGAUCAGAUUCCAAGUAUCUUAUAUGCUGAUGAGAACUUCAAAACAUGGCUGAUACUCGGCGCUAGCCGAGGCAUUGGCCUAGAAUUCGUCAAACAGUUGCUCGCGAAGAACGAACGCAUCAUAGCUACUGUGAGAGAGCCUUGGGCCGGGCAUGCCAGUGGCCUGUGGGGACAAGCGGGUGGCGAUCAUGGCCGAUGUCAAAUGUACACAUGCGAUAUCUUGUCUGAACAGAGCAUCGAAAAAUUCGUCGCGCAACUGGCAGCACAGCCGAACCUGAAGAUCGACUAUGUAGUACUAAAUGCAGGAGUGCUAAGGUACCCGAAUAGGGCCACUGAGCUAUCGUUUGAUGAAUUCGCUUUCCAUUUACACACAAACACCAUCGGGCCCAUCGUCGCAGCACAGAAGCUUCUGCAAACAAAAAUCCCCAUAGGCACAAUUGUCUUCAUGUCCAGUGACUCGGGUUCCCAUGGCAAAUUUCUUGAGAUGGAGGAUGGGUUUGCCGCAUAUGCUGCGUCCAAGGCUGCACUAAACAUGGCAGCGAGGCACAUGGCCGCUGAAUUGAAGCGGAAGGACGACGAUACAAUCAUCUUAUGCAUGCAUCCAGGUGAAGUAGCGACUGACAUGGCAAACAUUGAAAUCCCAUGGACUAUAGAGGGUCUCAUUUCACCAGAAGAAUCGGUUUCAAAGAUGAUUGAAGUGAUCACGACCAAAGGCAUACAGCACAGCGGCACCUUCUGGACAUGGGAGAACAAGCCUUAUAUUUGGUAG